Messenger RNA from [Torrubiella] hemipterigena, 5292 nucleotides. Lineage: Eukaryota; Fungi; Ascomycota; Sordariomycetes; Hypocreales; Clavicipitaceae. The record is from the annotation of a GenBank genome assembly.
AUGACGCAUUCUACAGCCUCAGCAGACCAUGGCGGACGCACAAAAGACCAAGCCAGCACUGACGGUGCAAACGGCAUCCCUACCACCCGAGGAGAAGAAACCAGCAGCCCCUCCAGCAAAGACCUCGAGCAGCUCUGGCGCUGGAACGAGCACGUCCCAGACGCUGUUUACGAGUGCAUCCACGAUAUCAUAUCGCGACAGGCCGCCGGCCGAGCACAGGAUGUGGCUGUCCAGUCAUGGGAUGGCGCCCUGACGUACGGGCAAGUCGAGGCCAUGUCGGCGCGCGUUGGGCGCGACCUGCGCCGCCGCGGCGUGGCCACGGGCAUGGUUGUGCCGCUGUGCUUUGAGAAGUCAAAGUGGACAGUGGUUGCGCUGCUCGGCGUCAUGAAGACGGGCGCGGCGUUCUCCCUGACAGAUCCUAGCCAGCCGGAAGCUCGACUGAGAACGAUUGUCGAGCAGACAGAGGCCACCAUCAUGGUGACGUCGACGCUGCAGAAGAGUUUGGGACAGGCAAUUAUCGGUGCGGGAGAUAUAGUGGAUAUCUCGCAAGAGUAUUUUGACAGUGAAGAUACGACACAAGACGAGCCACUGCCCAAGGUCGAUCCGAAUGCGUCCAUGUAUAUCAUUUUUACGUCAGGAAGUACAGGCAAACCCAAGGGCGUGGUGAUUUCGCAUCUGAGCUUUACAAGUGGCACAUUACCUCGAUCAAAGGUCGUGGGAUAUAAUGAAAAUUCGAGAGUGUUCGACUUUCCAUCGUACGCAUUCGACGUUAGUCUCGACUGCAUGCUGUGCACGCUUUCUGCGGGCGGCACGGUCUGCGUUCCUUCGGAUGAGCGCCGAGUCAACGAUCUCAGCGGCGCUAUUCGCGAUUUCAAAACAACGCUUCUCGCCGUCACACCUUCAGUUGCUCGCGUGCUCGAUGCCGACAUCAUCCCGUCGCUAGAUGUCCUUGCGCUAGGCGGCGAGGCUGUAUCUUCCAGUGAUGCCUUGGCCUGGGGCAAAACAACAGGCAUCGUUAUCGGCUACGGUCCGUCUGAAUGCACCGUCGGCUGCACAAACAACAACACCGUGUCCGUGUCCACUGGCAUCGGCUUCGGUGUUGGCGGUGUCACAUGGAUUGUCGACCCAGACGACCACAACAAGCUUGUUCCUAUUGGCGCUGUUGGCGAACUCAUCAUGGAAGGCCCCGUCGUGGGAACAGGAUAUCUCGGUGAGCCUGAAAAGACAGCGCAGGUCUUUAUUGAAGACCCAACGUGGCUGCUCGCUGGCCACGGCAGCGUUCCUGGCCGCAAAGGCAGACUCUACAAGACGGGCGAUCUCGUCCGCUACGAGUCCAACAUGCUCGGUUCUAUUGAGUUUGUCGGCCGCAAAGAUCAGCAAGUCAAGCUGCGCGGCCAGCGUGUCGAGCUCACCGAAGUCGAGCACCACGUACAAAGCUGUCUCCCCGCGGGCAUCAAAGUAGCCGCUGAAGUCAUCAAGCCUGAAAACGGCGUCCCUACACUCAUUGCCUUUCUCAGUGAGCCUGGCUGCACAUAUACAGAUCUCUUUGCAGAGCCAUCAGCCACCCUCGCCGACUCACUCACCACAAUCGAGGCCAACCUCGGCGCCAAGGUCCCGCGAUACAUGAUCCCCGCGGCCUUCAUCACACUCAACGCCAUGCCGUCCCUCGUAUCCGGCAAACUCGACCGCAAGCGCCUCCGUGAGAUCGGCCUGUCCAUCCCACGGUCCUCCCUCCAAUCCUCCGACGACAACAUCCCGCAAGACGAGCCCGCCACUCCCACCGAAAAGAAACUCCAAACCGCAUGGACCAAAGUCCUUGGCAGCUCCAUCCCCGUAUACCGCCAAAGCAACUUCUUCAAUCUCGGCGGCGACUCCCUCCGCGCCAUGCGUCUCGUCGCUGCCGCCCGCGAAGAAGGUAUCACCCUCACCGUCGCCAACAUCUUCACAUCGCCCACUCUCUCCGGCAUGGCCUCCCACUGCGUUGCCACAUCUGCAUUGGACGCCAGCAUCCCAGCAUUCUCUCUUCUCCCACCGUCUUGGUCCGAAUCUGCUGCCCGGGAAGCCGCCGCGCCCUUCUGCCGCGUCGCCCCCCAAGACAUCGAGGACAUGUACGCCUGCUCGCCCCUCCAAGAGGCCCUGAUGGCGCUCUCCGCAAAAGUAAAGGACGCUUACAUCUCGCAGCGCGUCAUCGACUUCACUUCGGUGGACGAAGCCUCACAGCUGCUCGCCGCAUUCGAGCUCGCGCACAACAACUGCCCGGUCCUCCGCACGCGCAUUGUCCAGAUCCCGCGCCAGGGACUCUUCCAGGUCGUCAUCAAGAACGACUACACGGCGGCCCGUGGCGACAAUCUCCAAGCGUAUCUUGCCGCAGACCGCGCUGACGACAUGGACCUCGGAAAGCCGCUUAUCCGAUACGCCCUUAUCCAGGAGGCUGAGCGCGUGUGCUUCGUGCUCACGACGCACCAUGCAAUCUACGACGGAUGGUCCAUGCCGCUCGUCGUCGACCGCGUCAACAGAGCCUACGGUGGCGAAAUCGUCACUCGACCUGCAGAGUUCAAGCAUUUCAUCAAGUAUUUGAAUAGCAUGGACAGAGAUGCUUCAGCGGCGUACUGGAAGAAGCAGCUAGAGGGCACGAAUCCGCUACAGUUCCCCCAGAUUCCUGCGAUUGGAUAUCAAACUAGCUCAGACUCGCUGCUUGAGUCGUACGUAUCGCUCGGCAAGACGCCGCCCUCAGGAACCACCAUGGCGACGAUUAUCCGCGCAGCAUGGGCCAUUGUUUCAGCGCAGUAUGUGCACGGCAACGACGUCGUCUUUGGCGAGACGCUGACUGGGCGCAACGCACCGAUCGUCGGCGCCGAGGAGAUUGAAGGGCCCAUGAUCACCACGAUCCCGUUCCGUCUGACGGUCGACGAGGAGAUGUCUGUCGCCGAGUUCCUCCAGACCGUGCAGGACCAAGUCAUCGAGCAGAUCCCCCAUGAGCACUAUGGUCUGCAGCACAUUCGCCGCCUGAGCCCAGAUGCGCUGGAAGCAUGUGAGCUGCGCACCGGUCUUGUUCUGCAUCCUCGCACCGGCGAUGAAGCAGUUCCCGACGAGACAUACCCAACUAGCAAACUUGUCCCUGCGAGCGAUGAGCAAGCCGCGCAAGAAGCCCUCAAGUUCAACACGUAUGCGCUGAUGCUCGUCUGCGCCAUUGAUACGCAGGGCUUUUCCGUUAUGGCCAGCUUCGACUCACAUACCAUCGAUAUGCCCACUAUGCAGCGUGUACUCGCCAAGUUUGAAGCUGUGGCCAAGGGCCUCUGCGACAAGAUGGGCGCUCAGCUUAGCCAAUUCACAGGUCUCAGCAGCGAGGACGAGGCAACUCUGCAGCCGUUAUACGAGAGUGCAUCUACACAGUCUGUUCUGCAGGGCUUUCCUGGAGCCGACGCCGCAUACAUCAUCAACCCUACCUCGCCGUCGACUCCUCUGGCGCCUUCAGCUGUCGGUGAGCUUGUCUUGACCAGUACGGCUACUCUAUCUCUCCCAUCCAUUACCUCUCCGUCAUGGAUCCCAUCACCAGUAGUCUACAAGACAGGUAAACUAGCACGCUACAUCUCUUCCUCCAUCCAGCUGCUCUCCACACCUGUCCCUGUCACCAUCGCACAGCCAAACAGAAAGAAAAUCAGCGCCACAUCCCGCAAGCAGCGCCAUCUCCGCACUCUCUGGAGCCGUGUGCUCGGUAUCCCCGAACAGGACAUCUCGCUCGACGACAGCUUCUUUGCGCUUGGCGGCGACUCCAUCUCUGCCAUGAAACUUGCCUCAGAGGCCCGGUCCGAGGGCAUCAAGGUCACUGUCGCCGACAUGUUUGGCAACAAGGAGCUGUUUGCCAUGGCCAAGGUUGCCGUAGAAGUAGACGCCCCAGUGGCCGCUGAGCCAAUCAAGCCUUUCUCACUACUCGACUCGCCAGAUACUGCCGUCAAAGAGAUUCAAAACAUGCUUGAAGAUCCGUCGUGGACUAUUCGCGAUGUCAUCCCCACACGGCCACUCCAAGAAAUCGCCGUACAGGCAACAAUUACUCUGCCGCGCUUCUCGCUGCGAUACGAAGUGAUUUCAUUUAACACGCCCAUUGACAUUGCCCGUCUCCAAGCUGCCUGUCAAUCACUUACAUCGACCUUUGAAAUCCUCCGCACCGUCUUUGUAUCCCACAACAACAAGGGCUACGGCGUCAUUCUGGAAGACCACCCCGUGCAAUUCGAGCAGCACGUCGUCUCAGGACCAUUCGACGAGGCCGUCAAGCAAGUCUACAACAAGGACAUCUUCACCUCGAUGCCCCUAGGCUCACGGUUCGUCAAGUUCCUGUACAUUUCGUCGCCCGAGACGACAUCCUCUGCGCUCGUCUUCCGCAUCUCCCACGCACAAUACGACGAAAUGUGUCUGCCCUCCAUGCUGCAAUACCUCGCUGCGGCCUAUCAAUCCCCUACACCUCCCACAAGCAACACCGUGCCGUUCUCAACGUACAUACACCACAUUGCGCCCCUGUUGCCCGCCAGCAUGGCCUACUGGAAGAAUCUCCUCGCCGGCUCGUCCAUCUCAACCAUCCGGCCCUCUCUUCCACUCCUCGAGCGUCGCCACUUUGCAGUUGAGCGCACAAUCCCUAUUACACUGCGCUCCAACACGACUAUUGCGACGAUCCCGCCAGCUGCAUGGUCUCUGGUGCUAGCGCGCCGCCUCAACGUCCGCGACGUUGUCUUUGGUGAAGUUGUAUCUGGACGCUCCAUCUCCGAUACGCCCUUUGCAGCAGACAAAGUAGCCGGUCCGACAUGGCAAUACGUUCCCUUCCGCUUAUCGUUUACCGAGUCGUGGACGGUGGCCGAUCUACUCGCGCACGUUCAGCUGCAGCACGCACAAACCUCGGAGCACGAGAUUCUCGCGCUGGACGAGAUUGCACCCCAGGUUGGCUGGACACCCUCUCAUCUUGUAGCAGACAAUGAGGCCGCGACACCCGAGGACAAGGUCGACAAGACGUGGUGGUUUGACACGGUCGUCCAUCAGGCGAUCCAGGCCACCAAGAAGCUGUCAUCUACUGCUGGUGACGACUUUAGUUCCAAGCUCGAGACGGUCUACUUGCAUGAAGAACCUCUCCGAGAGUGGAAGAUCCAGGCAUACAUUUCGCCAGACAACGAUACGCUGACGCUCGAGGUCGUCACUUUUGAGAGCUGGGCGCCAGUGGCAAGGGAGCUGCUUGAUGAGGUUUGUGAGGCUGCUGCAUUCUUGAUGGGGAAUUCUCAGGCCGAGCUGUUCCCUAAUUGCAGUUAG